GCCCCCCCCCCCUCCUCUCCCCCAAAAAAACAAGUUGCUUACGACACCAUAAAACGGGUUGCUCCAAAUCCUCAUCCAUCAUCGCCACGCCAAAACACACCAACCAACCAAACACACGCGUGCUGUGAUUGUUGUUGUGCCGUCCAUCCAUCCAUCCCACCCCCACCCAAUCAACCCAUGAUGACGGUGCUGCUGCGCCUUGCUGGCCUGGCUGUUGUUGUUGUUGUUGCUAGCUUGGCCUUGCUGGCACCGCCAUGCAGUGCUGCAGAUUCCGCGGAGACGAUUAUCAACGUGUGGCCGCAGCCGGUGACGCAGACGUGCACGGGCCAGUCGCCACGCAAGCUCUGGCAGUCCUUCAGCAUCACCAGCACGCAGGACAGCCUGAGCCCCAUCAUCGCGCGGUACACGCGCAUCAUCGCGGACAUUGUGACUGACAAGGAUGCGUGGGCGCCGAAGAAGAGCGCCAACUCCAUCAACGGCAUGGUCAUCUCCGUGUCUCAGCCGGCGAUCCCGGAUCGCGAGCCCUCCGCAGAGUCGUACACCAUCGCCACAAACGACAACACCAUUGCCGUGCACACGCCGAGCAUCGCCGGCGCCGUGUACGCGCUGGAGACCUUCACGCAGAUUCUCAUGGAGGGCCAGGGCGCCGUGCCCUGCGACAACCUCGAAGUGCGCGACUCGCCAACCCUGGCCAACCGCGGCCUCGUUGUGGACGUGGCCUCGCGCUACCUUGAUCUGCAGACCAUGCACGAGCUCAUCGACUCCAUGGCCAUGCUCAAGCUGAACACGCUCGGCAUGCACUUUAGCGACUACGGCGCGUUCCGCGUCGCCACCCGCUACAACGAGCUCACCGAUGACCUCAACGGCCUGUACCCUGGCCACGUCAUGAGUAACCUGCAAGAGUACGCCAGCCAGCGUGGGGUGCGUCUGGUUCCGCACAUGGAGCUCCCCUCCCACGCCUCGGGCUUCCAGCCCGCCGAGGACAACGUCUUCUUCUGCACCAGCGAUGACGUGUACACGGAGAAGAGCGUGCUGAACAACGACGCCAGCACCCUUUCCUUCCUGGGCGACGUGAUCACGGACGUGCUCACUCAUUUCGACACGCCUUACUUCUUUGUUGGUGGUGCCGAUGCUGCUGCUGCCGCGGGCAACUGCACCGUCGCCGAUGUCAAGCGCGUCUUCCUCUCUGCCGUCUCCAGCGUCACAAAGCCCGGCACGAAGGCGGCCGUGUGGGAUAUGGCUGCUGCGGCGCUCACAAAACAGCUCCCCAAGGACACGCUUGUGUUUGCCACGCCAGGCUCCAAGCCCGUGGCAACAGCAGGCUCAACCAUUGUCUCUGGCUACCGCAACGUCAACGCCAGCAUGCCGUCCCUCCCAUUCGCUGGCGAGGGAGCAAGCCAGGACUCCUACCGUGAUUACACCGCCAUGGGGCCGUCUGUCACCGGUGCCGCCGCCACCUUCUUCACAAACGCCAUGUGCGAGGAGCAGCCGUGUGGGUCCAACAGCACAAUCACGCCACCAGCAAGCUUCCUUGCUCCCCGUACUCAGGACAGGCCUGCACGCAACGCCACGCUCUCCUCCCUCUUUCCCCGCGUCACUUACAUGGCCGGCGCUGCAUGGAACUUCCGCAACAUCACCGCCACUGAUCUCCGCCAACGCGUGUACAACUUCAACGCGUUCAUGGCGCUGCGCGGUGCACAGGUCUGCCCCAACUCAUGCGAGUGUACACUGGAGCACUACUGCAAGGACAAGUACGAGCACUAUGAUGCGGAGAUCAAGCUGUUUGAGGCCGGGUUCAUCUUUGGCACGGUCCUCGCCACCACCGCCGCCGCCAGCGUCAUCUUCCUGCAGAUUCGCCGCUUCACAUCCGCUCGCUGAGCACCACCUGCCAAUCCAAUUGCUCCUUGUUCUGUGUGUAGUUGUGCGAGUCUGUGUGUGUGUGUGUAUGUGUGUGUGUGUGUGUCUGCGUGCGUGAAAGUCUGUGUGUGUGUGUGUGUUUGGCGUUGCGUGUCGUUGUGGACAUGGUGCAAGCUCUACACUGUAUGUGGUGCAGCCCACACCUUUUCUUGUCCUCCUUUUCCUGUGAUGUUGCUGUGCUACGUGGGCGUGGCUUGUCUACUGCAAUGCAUCUGUGUGUGUGUGUGUGUGUGUGUGUGUGU
Salpingoeca rosetta is the source of this 2159-nucleotide messenger RNA. RefSeq lists its product as uncharacterized. The record is from RefSeq and is a predicted model, not a curated record. The transcript has 6 exons. NCBI's taxonomy places the organism in Eukaryota, Choanoflagellata, Craspedida, Salpingoecidae. Gene Ontology annotation, molecular function: beta-N-acetylhexosaminidase activity. Gene Ontology annotation, cellular component: membrane. The coding region runs from base 178 to 1878 and encodes 566 amino acids. Gene Ontology annotation, biological process: glycosaminoglycan metabolic process; carbohydrate metabolic process; ganglioside catabolic process.